Molecule: messenger RNA, 1627 nt
Organism: Sesamum indicum (sesame)
Lineage: Eukaryota; Viridiplantae; Streptophyta; Magnoliopsida; Lamiales; Pedaliaceae
Product: Pathogenesis-related thaumatin superfamily protein
Source: RefSeq, a predicted model, not a curated record
ACUCUCCCCUUUCCCUCUCUUCUCUUUUUCUUGUCCUAAUCUCCCAUUGACACCUUCUCUUUCCUUCUUACCAUCUUUAUUCCCUAAAAAGAAAGGAAAAAAAGAAAAAAAAAAGAAUAGGAAUUGGCAAAGGAGGCAGAAUGAAAAUUAAAACGAAAAUAUUUCUUUAAAAACCUGUAAAUUCAGUUUACUUCUCUGCUAUCUUCCAAAUGGGCCGUCUUCUCUUCUCUGCCACUUUGCUCUCUCUCAUCUUCAACUUCUCUCUCUUCCCAGAGGUGGAUUCGACGACGUUCAAGAUAGUCAACAAGUGCCGCCGCACGAUAUGGCCCGGAAUACUGACGGGCGCCGACAGGCCAUUACUCAAUCCCACAGGCUUUGUUCUCAAGAGCGGAAAAUCCAGAACUCUUCGGGUACCCAGGUCCUGGUCGGGUCGGUUAUGGGCUCGAACCCAUUGCUCCACUGACCCCUCCACCGGGAAGUUCUCCUGCGCCACAGCUGAUUGCGGCUCGGGGAAGCUAGAAUGUGCCGGGAGUGGCGCAAUCCCCCCGGCCACGCUGGCGGAAUUCACUCUCAACGGCGAUCAAGGUCUCGACUUCUACGAUGUCAGUCUUGUCGAUGGGUACAACCUCCCAAUGCUGAUAAUCCCCAAGGGAGGUACAAGAGGAGGCCCAGGAGGGUGCAGCUCCACGGGGUGUCUAGUGGAUUUGAACGGCGCGUGUCCGAGGGAGCUGGCGGUGGCGCGUGGGAAUGGCAGCCGAGAGAGCGUGGCGUGCAAGAGCGCGUGCGAGGCUUUUGGAGAUCCGGUGUAUUGUUGCAGCGAGGCAUAUAACAGGCCGGACACUUGUAGCCCGUCUGUGUACUCGCUGUUCUUCAAGCACGCUUGCCCGCGCUCAUACAGUUACGCUUACGACGACAAGACCAGUACCUUCACCUGUGCUUCCGCCGACUAUAUAAUCAUCUUCUGCCCAUUGCCAUACACCAGCCAAAAAUUUCUGGCAGCACGGAAGGAAACAGCGGAUUUGCCUCUAGUUAACAAAAGUAUGAUGUACAUUGGAAGGCACCACACGCGGUUGUCAUCAUCAGGCUGAUUACCAAUUAUUGUAGCUGAAGAUUGAGCAUUUUGUUGCGAGCCUCAAUGCUGUAUUAGCUCUUGUUACUCACUUUUGCGACUUGGAUUAGAUUGUUGACACCAACAUUUCGUGGCCGACAAAGAUACAAGCAUCUCCGUAUAUAGGUUACUCUCCUCCGUACUUUGGUUAUUCCACUUGUGCAAAUAGAAAUGUUGAUGGAUGAGGCAAGAUAGUGUCCCCGGCAUCUUUAUCUCUGGUAGGAAUAGGAUUGGUAAGGGGAGAAGUAGUUGUGGAUGCGGUGAAAAUUAUUGAGAAAUGGGAAUUUAGGCAGUAUGGGGUAUCUUGGUGUGGAUAAAAGCUGUUUGAAAUGUGUGCUUCUCUAGCGGGAAUAAUUUGGUAAAUGAACUCGGACUCCUCCUCCGCUGCCAAAACUUGAAAUGUUAUAUUCUUCUGUUUCUCUUGUCUAUUUGGUACUCCUAGUUCUGGAUGAUUGCAUGGGUUGGUAUUACACCUACUUCAACUUAUUUUGUCUAAUUUAAAACUCAAGUUCAUUUUAA